Ceraceosorus guamensis is the source of this 840-nucleotide messenger RNA. RefSeq lists its product as hypothetical. The record is from RefSeq and is a predicted model, not a curated record. Lineage: Eukaryota; Fungi; Basidiomycota; Exobasidiomycetes; Ceraceosorales; Ceraceosoraceae. The coding region runs from base 1 to 840 and encodes 279 amino acids. The transcript is spliced from 3 exons.
AUGACUACCGACGCACCAGGUCUAUCUGCCAUGAGUGUCGAGCGUGCUCCCUCUCUCGCUCCAGAGAUUUGCAAUAGCGCAGCAUCUCAGACAGAUCCAGCCGCAUCACUCAAUCAGCUCGACUCGACAACUGACCGCCGAGCAACAGCCAAAUCUGCCCUCGCGCCUUUUGCCUUGCGAUCCCAAGACGGAGAUUCAGCUUCGAUCCGCGCUUCCAAUCGACAGUCGAGAACAAUUCAGAAUCUUACAGACGAUGAAUUGCAGGAUUUGAGAGCUGUUCAGAGGACCUUUGACGGAGCUUACAUGCGCACAGCACUAGGAGAACUAGUUUUCGCGCUCGUCAUCUUGCGUCUCUUCCAGACACGCUUCUACUACGUCGGCGUGGCGUACACCACACUAGCGCUCAUCUUUGUAGGCGCUGCAGCUUACAGAUUCAACUUGGCACUUCAGAAUGAGAAGUGCGACAACGUAGAGAUGGGCAGCAGUUCCUUCUCGCAGUUCGCAGGAGCUGGAUGCCCACGCGCUGAAACGACGAGCAAUGCGAGAGACGUAUCAGAUCCUUCAAGUAGCACGGCUACGAUUACGCCAGCAAGACCCGCGAUGGAGGAUAGAUUCCCACCUACGCCUUCGCUCGAACGCUCCCAAUCUUUUGCUGGUCUCCAGAUUCCUGAUCAGACGGCAGGAGGGAGCAGAACGGUGAAUGCAGCUAGGACACGUGGAGACGCUCCUCUCGUCCUCUCGCCCAUUUUUAGAACGGCAGGAGGCGUAGUCGCUUUCGUCACCGUUCUAGUACUCGCCAUCUACGUUGCCCUCUUUUCUCUCAUUCUGGACAUGUCGUGA